GUUUGGUCAAAUAAUUGAAAGGGGCUGAACGGAAGUUACAGUGGUGAAGAAGUAGUAGUAUCCCAUAAACAGACACACACUUCUUCGAACAUUCUACAUCAUUUCCGAAGGCUUCUCCGCCACAUUUUCGUUUGAGGAUUAUCUCUAAUGGCGAAUUCGGGUUCUCCAAAGAAGGUCUUGAUGUUAUGUGGCGAUUACAUGGAAGACGCUGAGGCGAUGGUUCCGUUUCAAGCGUUGCAAGCUUACGGAUUGUCCGUCGAUGCUGUUUGCCCCGGUAAAAAAUCCGGCGACAUUUGUCGCACUGCUAUUCAUCAAGGUUCUCCUCAUCAGACAUAUUCCGAGUCUCGUGGACACAACUUCAGUCUCAAUGCAACUUUUGAUGAAAUCGAUUCAAGCACAUAUGAUGGCUUAAUUAUACCAGGUGGAAGAGCUCCUGAAUAUCUGUCAAUGAAUGAAUCUGUUCUAGACCUUGUGAAACAUUUUGUCAAAUCUGAAAAGCCCAUUGCUUCCAUCUGCCAUGGACAACUUAUCUUGGCAGCUGCUGAUGUUGUGAAAGGUCGAAAAGUUACAGCAUACCCUACUGUGGGACCCAUGCUUGUUGCUGCAGGUGCUCAUUGGGUGGAACCUGAGACAAUGGCAUCAUGUUUUGUUGAUGGAAAUAUAAUCACUGGAGCUGCUUAUGAUGGGCAUGCUGAGUAUAUCAAUCAUUUCAUCAAGGCUUUAGGAGGUACUCUCACUGGUUCCAAUAAACGGAUUCUAUUCCUCUGUGGGGAUUACAUGGAAGACUAUGAAGUAUUAGUUCCAUUUCAGUCGUUACAAGCUCUUGAAUGCCACGUAGACGCCAUUUGCCCCAACAAAUCAGCAGGCGACACAUGUCCUACAGCUGUCCAUGAUUUUGAGGGGGACCAAACAUACAGUGAAAAAACAGGGCAUGAUUUCAAACUAACAGCAAAUUUCAAAGACACAGAUGCUUCAAGUUAUGAUGGCCUUGUCAUCCCUGGAGGCCGAGCUCCAGAAUACUUAGCACUUGACCAAGAUGUUAUUAAGCUGGUCAAACAUUUCAUGGAUGCUGGAAAACCCAUAGCUUCCAUCUGCCAUGGUCAACAGAUUCUAUCUGCUGCUGGUCUUCUCAAGGGGAAGAAAUGUACUGCAUAUCCUGCUGUGAAACUGAAUGUGGUGUUGGGUGGUGGAACAUGGUUAGAACCAGACCCAAUUGAUCGUUGCUUUACGGAUGGAAAUCUUGUAACCGGAGCAGCCUGGCCAGGUCACCCUCAGUUCGUUUCUCAGUUCAUGUCAUUGCUUGGUGUUCGUGUAUGUUUCUAGUAACAUUACAUGUUUUUUUUUUUUUAAUAAAUCGCUUAUAUUAUAUACACACAAAAAUCCGUUGUAUGUUUGUUACCGCAUCGGGAAUAACAUAUUACAUGUGUGUCGAAACUCGAAACUAUCUUUGAGUCGGCUGUUUGCGAUCAACUUGAUCAGUUCUCUUGUAUUAUGUGGUAUACUGGUAUCGGCACAUUUAGGUCAAAAAGGUCAACAAAAAGUAACU
This is a messenger RNA of Lactuca saligna, 1546 nucleotides long. The record is from the annotation of a GenBank genome assembly. Lineage: Eukaryota; Viridiplantae; Streptophyta; Magnoliopsida; Asterales; Asteraceae.